GCCAAUUGAAACACUUCGUUUAUUAUCUCACGUAUUUCUGUCCUCGAAAUGAAACUCCACCCAUCGGAACGCGUUUUCAUGCUAAAUGUUCCAUCUAAAUGUAUAAGUUAAUGUGCUACAACCAUAAAAUUAAUAUUACAACAGUAAAACAACCAACGAAAAUAAUCUUUGAUGUAUUUAUAUUUUACCGCCGAAGUCUUAAAUAUUAUACAUAGAUACCUGUUUAUUUUAUAUAAUGCAUCUAAUCUGAAUUUAAAUAAAAAUCUAAUACCUAUAAUGGUUUUACGAUCAAUAAUAUAAUAGAAUCAAAAAUAAUAUUAUUAUAUUGGAUUUUUAAAUUUUUGUUCAAACAUGAUAACAAUCACGAUUUUUGGAUGUUGUGAAUUUGUGAUAAAAAAUGAAUACGGUCCUAAACUAUUGAUUGUAGAAGUUACAACUUCAAUUUAGUGAUUUAUUUUUUACGUGUAGGUUUAUUUUAUUAUAUUCUACCUAAAUAAUUUACAUUUUUAUUACAAAUCUACAUGUAUCGUGUUUAAGUAACAGUAUUAGUGUGUAGUUUUAACUAUAUUUGUCAAUAGUGAGCAGAGUAAAUAUACAAUUUUUAUUUCUUCAAAUUAUAGGAAGUAUAUUACUUGAGAUACUUAUGGAAGUUUGUAACUUAUACUUUUAUUUUAUUUUAAGUUUUAGUUAGACAAUAUGUACACCAAUCAACAAGUACUAAAGAGAUUGCGAGAUGAAUUUAAUGACAUAGAAUCGAAAAACAUGUGGAACAUUACAUUUCGAGUAAGAAAAUUGUAUUUUGUUGUACAUUAUACCUAUCUCUAAAAAUGUAACUUUCAAUAAUAAAUAAGUUCUAUAUUGAGGUUUAUUUAAGUAUAUGAUAUUAAUAUUUCUUUUUUUUCUUUUUAAAAUAUAACAUUGAAUGUGUGUACCUACCUACAUUUAUUAUACUUUUGCAUAAACAUAAUACAAAAUAUAGUAUUUCCUCUUGUAUUCCCCUAAUAUUCUAUUAUCAGGUAUUAUUAGAUAGUUAUCUAUUUACCAUUGCUAUUUUUAUAGUUACACAAUUUAUUUCAUUAAAUAUGAAAUUUAAAUUGAAAUAGUUAUCUGCAUAAUUCAAAUAAUAAUAAUAAUAAUAUAUUUAAAAUUAAAUACAUAUUGAUAUUUUCAUUUUAUUGGCAUGUAUAUUAUAAUGAAAAUACUUACAUGUGUUUUUGGAGAUCAUAAUUUUCUUUUUUUUAAUUCAUAUCUUAUUUAUGAAAUCAAAACUGAGUGCAUAAUUUAUUUAUUCUAUUUUUUUCAUUUUAACCUAGUAAAAGCUAUAUAUUAUAUUAAGUUUAAGUUAUAUUUACCAAUUGGUUCUUCUACUUAACUGAUGUAGAAAACUGGAUUCUAAUUUAUUUUUUUAUUCACUUUUAAAUGAAAAUUAAUAUUUUUAUUUAAAUAUUUCAAAAAUUGCAAACAUAUAAUACUAUUACUGUUAUUAUUAUCAUAAUAAUUACAUAUUAAUUCAGAUAUUUUUAAUUUAAUAUAUUUUAUAUAGUUUGUUGAAGCAGAAAGUUUGAAAAUUAAAAAACCAUCAGAUGAAGCAAAGAAACCUCAAAAUAAAGCAUUAAAUAGAUAUCAAGAUGUCUCUCCUUAUGAUGAAACUAGAAUUAUUCUUAAAAGAGGAAAAGUAUCGUACAUAAAUGCAAAUCUUGUACAAGUAAUAGCAAUAUUAUUUUAAAUAAAAGUAGGCACAGGAUACAGAAAAUGAGGGUUGGGUAAUGAUUUCAUAUCAUUCACCUUAGUUUAAGCUAGUUUUAUAUUAUCCAUUUUAAUUUUAAAGCAAUAGUAAAAAGUAGUAACAAUAGCGGCAUAAAACAAAUUUAAAUUGUUACAAUUAUUUUUUUUUCUUCGACCAGUUAUAAACAGGACAGUUAUUGAUUUUAUUUCAAAAAUUACUAAGAUUUAUAAAAAGUCAAAUCAAUUUAGGUAAAUGACCUAAAAAAUAUUUUGCUUUUAAAUAAAAUUAUAUUAUUUAAAUAGAUACCUAUAGGACCUAUAGAGAUCCAUUAUUUCAUUAAAACUUAAAUACCUACAAUUGUUUUUGUUUAUUUAUCUAUAAUUUAAAAAUAAUUUUGUUUUAUUUGAUAAUAGGUUGAUGUUUUAUAUUUUACAUUUUAUGUAGGCAUGCAACUGCGAAAGGCAGUAUAUCCUCACUCAAGGACCCUUAGAAAACAGCACUCCACAUUUCUGGCUUAUGGUUUGGGAGCAAAAUACUAAAGCCAUUGUUAUGCUAAAUAAAGUCAUUGAAAAAAAGAAAGUAAGAAACUUAAGUCAUAUUUCAAGUAGUUAAAAACUUGUAAUAAAUAAUUAUUUUUUUUAGCUUAAAUGUCAUCAAUAUUGGCCAAAGAAUAAAAAGGAUAAUGAUAAAUUUAUAUGGAAUGAUGUUGGUUUAUCUGUUGAAUUUGUAUCUAAAAUUAAUCAUGGAUUUUAUGUACAUAUUGUUUUGAAGUAUGAUAUCUUAUUUAAACAUAAUUAUUUUUAAAUUAAUUUUUAUUUUUUUGUAGACUUUGUGAUUUAGAUUCAGGAGAUUCUCGUGAGAUUUACCAUUUCCAUUAUACUGAUUGGCCAGAUUUUGGUGUACCUAAAACUCCUACACCUUUCUUACGAUUUCUUAGAGAUAUCAGACGUAGUGGUAGUCUUGAUCCAUCUCAUGGACCAGCUGUUGUUCAUUGUUCUGCUGGAAUAGGACGUUCAGGAACAUUUUGUUUAAUAGAUUCCUGUCUCAUAAAGGUGAACAAAUUAAUUAAGAAAUAUAAUUGAAAUAUAGUCCACUAAUAUUAUAAUGUAUUAUUUAUAAUAUCAUGACACAUUCAUUAUUUAUCUAUUUAAGAUGAAUUCAUCAGAAGGUUUAAAUUAUGUUCACAUACGCACUUUAUUAGUGGAAAUGAGAAGAUGCCGUUUAGGACUUGUUCAGGCACCUGAACAGUUAAGAUUUGUUUACCAAAGUGUCAUUGAAGCUUUAGAUUCAAAUUGGGAGGCUGAAAAUGAGGUAUAAUUAUUUAUUUAUGUUUUAAAUUAAUUAAAAAAAAAAAUUUAUUUUUAAUUAAAUUUGACUUUUAAAAACUCAAUAUUAAAAUCUCUAUUUUACAAUAUAAUAUUCUUUAUAGUUUUCAUAUAAUCAUGUUACACAUUUAUUUUUAAUAUUAAAAUUUUAAUUAUUAUUACUAUGGUAAUUAAAAAAUUUAUACAGACUGAUUAUUUUUUUAUCAUGAAUUAGCAAUUAUCUCAGGAUUUUAAGUGAAUUUGAUUUCUGUUUUUUCUAAUCAUUAUGGAAUCGUUAAAAACUUCAUUUUAAAUUUUUUACCUCUACUCUAUAUACCUUAAAUAAGUGCAUAUUUCUGAUUUUCUAGUAGGACUACCCCCCCUCCCAUUUGAACACAGAUGCUUUGAAUUGAGAAUAUUUUGUUAAAAAUGUUAAUAUGCAUAACACUAAUGUCAGAUUUACUGUUAAUAAAUUAUAAAAGUUUAGACCGAAGGAUUAGAGAAGAGUCAAAGAUAGGCAAUUUAUAACCUUUGUUUAACUCCUCCAAUCUAAACUUUAAACUGUUAUAACUCAUAAACGGUAAAUCUGAUAUUAGUGUUAUGCAAAUCAAAAUGUUUAGAAAAAUAUUCUCUAUUCAAAUCUAUGUUCAAAAGGGGGGGGGAGGAGGGUUCCUAUUUGAAAAUCAAAAAUAUGCACUUAUUUAAGAUAUAUGGAGUAGGAGUAAAUAAUUAAAAAUGGUUUUAAAAUAAAGCCUAAACAAUUCCAUAAUGAUUAGAAAAAACAGAAAUCAAAUUCACUUGAAGUCCGCUGAGGUAAUUGCUGGUUCAUGAUAAAAAAAAUCGCCCUGUUUAUAGAAAUAAAAAAUAAAUAAAUAAAAGAUUGCGGCACCUGAAGUAUUGUUACGUUUUACAUUUUGACUGUGAUACACUUGAUGAAGAAUUUUUUAACGCACUUAUCGAACAACUACUUCAUUAAUUUAUAUAUUUAUAACCAUUUUAAUAAUUUUGUUUUUAUUUUAUUAUUUAGUUCUAUAUUAAUUAUUUUAAAAUUUAGUCAAAUGGUAUUUUUGUUCUAGGAUGAUUUACCUAGUUUAGAUGGAGCAUUAUUAAAUAAUGAAGGCGAGUCAGACUAUGAAAGUAGUGAUAGUGAAGUUAGCAGUGAAGCACCUCCAUUACCACCUCCACGCAUGGAGUCCUUAAGGCAACAUAAUGAAGACAAUGAAGAAGAUGAAGAAUCUUUAGUGUCAGAAUCUGAUAGUGAUGAAAAUGAAUCAACCCCUCCUCCAUUACCACCUCCAAGAGACCUUGAUCUAUCUAAAUCUAAAGAGUAUGUAUCUUACAUUAUUUUAGUGAAAUGACUUAUUAUUGAAUUGAAAUUUGUAUUUAUUUGUUCUAGGCAUAUGGAUAUAAAAAGUACCAAAGAUGAGCAUAAUAAGAGUAAAGUUGAAGAAGAAGCAGAAAAAACAAAAAUCAUGGCAGAAAAGUUAAAAUUAAUGAAAAGAAAACAAAAAGAACAAGAAAGAUGGGAACAAAUCAAAAGGUCAUGGUUAUAUCAAUUGAAAAAUAUAGGAAUUGGAGUUUUAGCUCUAAGUGGUGGUGUUAUGAUUGUCGCCUAUUUGAUGAAUUAUAAAAAAUAAUUUUUUUUAAAUUAAAAUCUUUAAACUCAACUUUACAAUUUACAAUGACAUUAAAAUACAUGAAAAAUAUUUGUUUACAUUUAAUUUUUAAUAAAAAUGAUUUUAUUCUAAAUAUAAAAAAAUAUUUAUCAAAAUGAAUAGUUGAAUACAUAUUACUAUUACCUUUGUUUAUACAAUGUACAGCUCUUGCAAUACUAUGAAUUAUAAGAGUAGUUGAGAUACAGUGAUGGGAGUAUUUCAGUCAUAGAUGAGUGACAGCAAUGCACUUUUCACCUAUCUAUGAUGGAGGUAUCACCACCACUGCACCUCAACUAUAUCAGUAUAAAGCAUAAUCAAUGCUAUACUAUUUGAAUAUUUGAGACUGAAAGUAAACAAUAUACAUUAUUAAAAAAUUAAACUAAAUAAAACUAAACUUGUAUUAAUUGUAAGAAUCAACUAAAGUUUUAAUUUAUUUUGUGUAUUUAACAAAACUCAAUUAAAACUAUAUUUGAUUUUUUUUUUUCAAAAACAUUAAAGGUAUCAUUGUAGAUUGUAAAUUUCAAGUUUUACAAACAAUUGUAAAUAUGUUUAAAUAGUAUAAAUCAUACCAUUUUAAUUUAAUUUAGUUAUUAACUUCUGUAAGUAAAUAAAACUAUUUAUAUUUUCUUUAUAUUUCUUAGUGAAAUGAUCAUAAUGAUAAAGUGUGUAAACUUAAUAAUAUUGAGUUAAACUAAUUUGAAUUAAAUUGAAUACAGAUAAUAUCUAACAUCAAAUUUAAUUUACAAAUUAUCAUUUGUAGGAAUAAAAACAAAAAAUAUUUUAAAAAAUAAUGUGUAUGUAAUUUAACUUUUUAAAUUCAAAUUCGGACAGAUAAAGACGAACUUAUACAUAUAUAUAAGUUAUAUUUUCUCCUAAUUAACUAUUUAUUUUCAUUCAGUGUUGUUUUGGGAUUAUAAAUUGAAAUUGUGUUAAGUAAUAUUAUUUAUUUAUAAUUUGUUUUAUUAAAUUUUAAUGUUCAAAAUAAACUAAUUGUAUAAUACUAUAAUUAUUGAUUAUUAAGAAUCGACUAAUUAUCUGAACAUGUAAAAAACAAUUUUAAUGUGAAUAUAAAAAACGAGAUUAAUAUUAAUUUAAUUCAUAAUAAUAAUUUUACAUAUUUUAUAAAAUGUAAAAUUGUAUAGUUCUUAUUGCUUAUAUUUAAACAGUGUAAAUAAUAAUAAUUAGAUAUCGGAAAUUUAGUAUAUUCAUAUUUUUAUUAAGAAUUAUACAAUUCCUUAAUUAUAUUUUAAAUAAUAUAAAAUAUAGAUUAUUAAUUCAAUAAUUUUUAUUCUGUUAGAAUACAAAAUUAUUAAAUGCUUCUAUUUUUUUUAUUAUAUUUUAAUCACAUUUAUGUUCAUUAUUGUUAUAUUAUAAUUAUUCUACUUAUGUAGUGUUAAUCUUUUUGUGGUAAAUGUUUGCUCAUACCAUGACUGUUUUAUUACAUUCACAUUCAAAUAAUUAAAUUUUGACAGUACAGAAUUAUUUAUUUAGAAUUAAUUUAUGUUAUUCAUUUUUCUAUUAUUUAAUUAAUAAUUAAUAAAUAUAUUUGAAUACAAUUUUAAUAUUAGAAAAUGUUUUGUUUUACAUUUCUAGGCAUUGCAAUGAUGGAAAACAAAGUAAAAAAAAAUGAAAUGGAGUCAUUUUCUUUAUGUUUCGUGAAUAAUAUUUUAUUAUAAUUUGUUUAAAUUAUAUAUUUUUAAGAAUAAUAACAAAAAAAAAUUGUUUUAAAUUUUUUUAUGGUCAAAGAAACAAGUUAAUUUUGUUUUAAUUUUGAAUAUGAUUUACAUAAUAGAAUAAAAAUGUUAACAAAUAUAAUGAAUAUAAGAGUUUAUAAUUCUUAAAUAACUAAUCUUGCUAAAGUUUAAAUAAUUUCAGAAAAUAUGUUGAUGAGUUUUGUUGCCAUAGUAUUAAUAUAAAUUGAACCUCGAUUGGAUUAAAUAGUAUUGUUUAUUGCUAGACUAACCAACUAAUUAAACUACUGUGGU
Messenger RNA from Cinara cedri, 6670 nucleotides. The record is from the annotation of a GenBank genome assembly. Lineage: Eukaryota; Metazoa; Arthropoda; Insecta; Hemiptera; Aphididae.